Molecule: messenger RNA, 1437 nt
Organism: Podarcis muralis (Common wall lizard)
Lineage: Eukaryota; Metazoa; Chordata; Lepidosauria; Squamata; Lacertidae
Source: RefSeq, a predicted model, not a curated record
CAGUUCGGUCCACUCAAAAAUGCCGUUCCAGCCGCACUUUGUCCCCAAAUCCAGGCAGAGAGGGGCUGGCUCAGAGCAGCCACAGGAGAUGGCACCCCUGGAAGCAACAGGCCUGCUCCCUUCGGUGGCUCAGCGAGGUUCAGCCCUGCCCACAGCGAGUGUCACCACCCACCCCGGCUGCGCCAUGAGGAUGAGUGUGACCCCCGGCUUCAGGAGGUGCCAUGCAAGGACCAGAGAAGAUCCUCCCAAAAGGAAGUGCACAGGCUGGCUGGAGAAGGUAGGAGCUGCAAACAAGCACCAGAAUAAAACUGCUCCCAAGACUCCCUUAACCCCAAGGCAAAACAGGAUGGCUCUUCCCCAGAUUCCCAAAGGAGGCAAGGUCUUUGAGAAACCAGGCCAGAAGCUGCCAGGCCUCCCCCAUGCCAAAGCAGCCCCUUUGGGCACUCCCGACAUGGCGCCCUGGACUGGGCCCUCUCAGUCCGAGACCUCCUUCCAUGCCCUUUUCAAGCCUGUGGUGUCCUUCUUGCACAGUGUCCCUUUCUCGGCAGCAGGAACUCCCAGCUCCUGCAGCUUCUUCCAAGACCACCUGGGAGAGAAGGCGCCGGCUGCCGAAGGGGAGCAGCGGCCGAGGACCCUGCUGCUCCAAGGCAAGGCGAAGCAGAAGGCAAGCCGGAGCAGAGGCUCGCCCAGGCACUUCCGGAGCAAGUGGCAGGGGGUGAAGCUGCCGCCCGUGCCCAGCAUCACCAACCUCAACUUCAGCCGCAAUUUCACCUUCUCCUUCUUUGAGCUGCCUCCGCAUCAGGGCCCCCAGUACUGGCUGCAGCGACAGCAACUCAUCCGCUUCCUGAUGAAGCAGCUGCAGUAGUGAGCCCUGGCCUAUCUCUGGGGCGCUGGGUGCGAAACAAGAGGGACAGCCACCAGGUGCAAUGGGUGGAAUGGGCCUCUCACGGGAAGAUACACUAAAUUCAGCCUAGAGCCUUGGAGAAAGCGACCUCCUGGUUAUAGUGAGGCCCACAGAAAUAAGAUACGCACAGCCCCCAUUCAAUCAGCUUGCCUCUCUGCUCCACAAUGAAGCUGCUGACAGGAGACGCCGGACAGUUUGUCAACGCUGGCAACAUCUGAGUCCUCUUCCCCUCCCUUAUCCUUGUCCUAAGCCGCAAGCUGAUGCUGCAGACAUGAGCCUCUGCCCACCCUGGUAUGCACAGAGCAAGUCUUUGCAACCGCCAUGGACAAGAAACGCCCGCUGCUCUAAGCAACAACUUUGCCUUCUGCCCAAACGGCAGGCAGACAUCUGUGUUUGUGUGAGGCUAUGCAACUUCGUUUACAAGCUUUCUUUUCUGAUAUGGGUGCCAAAGAUUUUCUGUAUGUGGGUAGGGCAUGGCCUAGAUGGGGUGUCAGUCAGCUCAGAACAGAAUAAAAACAACCAGUGAACCACCA